This is a messenger RNA of Aspergillus steynii IBT 23096, 711 nucleotides long. RefSeq lists its product as uncharacterized. The coding region runs from base 1 to 711 and encodes 236 amino acids. The transcript has a single exon. Lineage: Eukaryota; Fungi; Ascomycota; Eurotiomycetes; Eurotiales; Aspergillaceae. The record is from RefSeq and is a predicted model, not a curated record.
AUGAGUUUAUCCAAGGACUCGUCUACUCCAGGUGCGGGUUCAUUACAUCCCUCAAGUUCCCUUGACACCUCUGGCACCGUCCCAGCCCCGGAUGGGUCUCGUCUAUAUAACAUCUACCAUACGGUUUUGCAUCAUCAUUACGAUGUCACUCUGGCCGACAAAACACCUCUCUAUCAUGUGGAAAAUUCACUGAUCCGACCGAAAAAGCCCGAUCUCACAGUCCAUGGUGGCAUGGACGAGAGUGCCCCCAUCGUGGCUGUCUGCAAGUUUCUUCACUUCUCAAGACAUUUGAAAGUCGGACUGGGAGAUCCCCAGAAUAUUAGCGAUGUGCAGUGGGAGGACCUUGUGUGCAUGAACUACCAGCUCACCAAGUACCGCUGGCAAAUGACCAUGAGAUCCCCCUAUGGUGAGGUGAUCAAGCGGUCUUUUGUCUGGAAGCGCACCCAUAGCGUUGGGGUCGAAGACAGCAAGCCCUCGAUACUCAGUUCGCGCAAUUACAAGCUCGUGAACGAGCAAACGGACCGCAUUGUCGCGGUGUUUACCAGCAACAGCCUCAAGAGCUUCACCAAAUGUGGCAAGCUUCAGAUCCAUGCGGACUAUGGUCGGGAGUUCGAGCUCAUGGUCAUUCUCACCGUGCUUGCUCUUUAUGAGAAACAACGACGUCGCAACAACAGCGGCAACGGGGGUGGAGGCGGCGGUGGCGGCGGUUAA